AUGACUCCAGAGAUGAUGCAUCAAAGGUUUAUGGAGCUAGAACAUCAUAUCGCUACACAGGUGGCACGGUUUGAACAUGCUCUACAGAUGAUAAGUGAUCAGAACAUGAACUCAGGAAAUACUUGUGCUAGUGGAUCAAUGGUGAGGGGAAACAGUACAGCAACAGGGACGACACCUGCAGAAGUACCUCCGGUUAACAUGAUAAACAACCCAUUAUAUAACGCUGUAUUCCAAACAUCUGCAACAGAUACUCCGGUACAGAAUACCAGAACAGGAGCAAAUAAUAACAGGUUACAAAUUGUUGCAAAUAUGGCAGGGCAUGGGUUGCACAGUUGGUAUUAUCCAAUAGUUCUGAGUCAACCUGCACUUAUUUUGCCACCCAGGAAUUUCACGUAUGAUGGGCUAUCAGCAGGUACUAGUGCAGCUACAAAUUUGGAUGAUCCAUAUAUACCUCAAGGAUCUGGUGUAGUUGUUAAUCCACAAAUUGUUCCACUGCAUCAAACUCUAGAGGAAAACAUAGAGGAACAACAGUGGAUGGAAUAUGAAGCAAAUCAAAUUCUGAAUCGCAAUAAGGCACAGGCUGUUGGCCGUCCUUAUGGAAAUCAAAAUGGUGGAAAUGUCACUUGGCAUAAUCCACAGCAACAACGAUUUUUUGGCCAAAAGGGUGGACGUCACCGAGUGGAUAUCGGUAAUGAAUUUCGACAAGAACUAGACGCAACAGUGAAUGCCAAUCAGCAACAUGAUUUUGAAGUAGGAGUUGAACAAACUCUGAAUGUUGAAGAAACAUUUUUAAGGAUGGUCGAGCAUAUGUUUUUAGGGAAAGAUGAGAGGAGACCUGAGAAUCACAUAAGUUUAUUCAAGUUACAAUGUGGUUUAGUAAGCAACAACGCCAUAAUUAAGUUGCGUUUGGUUCCUUAUUCCUUGAAGGGAACUGCCUUUGAUUGGGAUGCUGCACGAUUGUCAAUCGUGGACUUGUCGGAGAUUCGGCAAAAGUUUGGAGAAAAUGCAGAAGCAUGCUUAAUUCGGUUCCGCCAGAUGUAUGCUAAAAUACCUGACAAGUAUGAAGAACCAACUAUUGUUAAAACGAGCGUCGCAGGAAUUCAAGAUUACAAGAAGAUGAUAGAUGAUGGUAAUGUGAUAGUGGAAGAUCCAGUUGAGAUGAAUACCAAUCCUUUUCCAACGCAACACCAAGUCCGAAUUGUUGACUUAGGGUUCGGAGGUCAUGCCCCUGAUAUAUGUUUGAUAACAGGAUGUGAGGAUUGUAAUAAAGUCUUCAGUCAAGUGAAAUGUCAGCUUCAAGAGUUAGACAUGGGUGCCGAAAGAAACGCACUUAGAUCAGAUUCUAUUUUGAGUGCAUUGAAUCAACAUCAACACCCAAAUGCGCAGCAUUCAGAAGAGCAACAUGUGACUACUCCGUCUCCAAGGCAUUUACCAGUGCAGUCGAGAUUGGGGAAGCCAAUGCACGCUGAACGGGUUAAUGAUCAACAUACCAGUCAGAAUCACCGCCAGUCGGUAUGGCAACGGAUUGGAUGA
Molecule: messenger RNA, 1533 nt
Organism: Oldenlandia corymbosa var. corymbosa
Lineage: Eukaryota; Viridiplantae; Streptophyta; Magnoliopsida; Gentianales; Rubiaceae
Source: the annotation of a GenBank genome assembly